AUGCUUCUCAUGGAGUCUGUUUCCUCGUACCCCAGUUUCAUCUUAUCCUCCCAUCAAGCUGGUGGUGUGACGUUUAAAAGGAUCCACUCUAUUAUGAUGUAUCGUGAUUGGUUUAGUAUGAUGCCUAAAGUAGUGCAAUCGCCAAAAGGAGACAUAUUACUAAUUUCUAGUUGGCAUUGUAUUUCGGAAUAUUUCCGGCGAAAAUGCAUGCAUCAUCCAAGAAUUUCAGAGUUUGUUGGGAGUCGAUGUUGCCUGCUCAGUAGCAGGAGUGGUUCAACAUGUGCCUUAGUCUCAACUCCCAAUUUCGAAAUACAAGCCCAUCAUUUUUGUGAUUUUGCUCUAAUGUGCUAUUUUUGUAUAGUUGUGACAUCUACUAGUUGUUUACACGCUGAAAUUGGCAGGAUAUUCUAUUUUAAAAUGUUUAUUCAUAACUUAUUUACUAAGUUCGAUGUCUUCCCUUGGACGCUAGUGAAUCUUCUUGCGUUUACUAUUUGCAAAACGUCAACAAUUCGUUAUUUCAAAAAAUCCCUCAAUUACUCACAAGAGAAUUUUUAUUGCUACCAUAUUUUAGUAAACUCUGCUUACUUUAACACAUAUUCCCACAUAUUUAUCCAAUCAUUUGGUGUUAAAUGUGUGUUGCUUAAAAUACUUCUCUUUUCUAGAGGACACAUCAUAUUUAAAGCUCAAGCAAUAUUUUAUAUGCCAACACAAAUCCACGAAAAAAUUCUACAUUUACAUUAG
Messenger RNA from Echinococcus granulosus, 741 nucleotides. RefSeq lists its product as hypothetical. NCBI's taxonomy places the organism in Eukaryota, Metazoa, Platyhelminthes, Cestoda, Cyclophyllidea, Taeniidae. The transcript has 6 exons. The coding region runs from base 1 to 741 and encodes 246 amino acids. The record is from RefSeq and is a predicted model, not a curated record.